Schistocerca nitens (vagrant locust) is the source of this 777-nucleotide messenger RNA. RefSeq lists its product as uncharacterized. The record is from RefSeq and is a predicted model, not a curated record. The transcript has 5 exons. NCBI's taxonomy places the organism in Eukaryota, Metazoa, Arthropoda, Insecta, Orthoptera, Acrididae. The coding region runs from base 1 to 777 and encodes 258 amino acids.
AUGAAACGUACCAGCAUCACCAGCAGCGACAGCAGCAGCAGCGGCAAGCGCCUCCAUGGAGAUGAAGGUCAAUUACUUGAAUUCAUCCCUCGCAUGUUGGCUGAGCUAGCCCAUCAGCUAGAGGUCGAGAGGGCUGGAGCACAGUGCGAAUAUGAUUCUAUGCAUAGGGAGGGAGUCGCCGAGGGUGUCAUGCAAGCAGAGCAAGAUUUGGUCCGCGGCGGGUUCCAGCCGCGCCUUCCGACUUCGCUGCCGCCCCCAAGGCAGCAGCAGCAGCUGUCGCCGAUACCACGCCGACAGCCCGUCCCGUUGAUGCCUCCCGCGCAGCUUCAUACGGGAGCGCCCCGGGUGGUCGCUCCGGCGCCUGCGGUCCCUCUUCAGUCGCCACCGCCUUCGGAGCUGAUGGACGUCGACCCCUCAGCCGGGCCGCCUUCCCAAGCGGUGGCUGUGCAGCCUGUACUGCAGCCGCUUUCCUUGGGCACCCCCAAGGAGUCUGACACCGCAGCGCCUUGUCCGGCGCCCACUCAGCAGCCGUCGACGCAGCGUCAGGAGACGCUGCCUCUCUUCGUGGGUCCCGACGCCCCGUCGCGUCCAGUACCAGAAGCUGCGCCCGUGGUCACAGGCGUGCACCCUGAGCUCGGUUUUCAGUCGGUGUUUCCCGAGGCCCCGCGCAGCCAAUGCUGGGGUGCGGACCGGGGACUGCCACCGACAACAGUCUCCGCCCCGGAGUGUAUAUUGGAUACUUUUGACCGGAGACCAGAUGAGGUUAUACAGAAGUAG